Trifolium pratense (red clover) is the source of this 1894-nucleotide messenger RNA. RefSeq lists its product as uncharacterized. The record is from RefSeq and is a predicted model, not a curated record. The transcript is spliced from 2 exons. NCBI's taxonomy places the organism in Eukaryota, Viridiplantae, Streptophyta, Magnoliopsida, Fabales, Fabaceae. The coding region runs from base 323 to 1315 and encodes 330 amino acids.
GGAAAUAGAAAUGAUAUCAGCUCAUAAAAGAGUAUUGGGAAGAGAUUUUUUCCAUGUAAGUAUUUACUUUACCGAUGUCUCUAGUCACUUCCCAUGUCUAUCUCAUCAUGUCUCCCCACCUAUCUAUCUAGUGGCUAGUGGGCAGUGGCUACUCUCUAGUGCCUUGAAACGGAUUGGUGUUCGGUGCGGUAAAAAAAAGUUUCAACUUUCAAGACACCAUCUUCACUCUUCUCUCAUGCAUUGUUGAAGAACAGAUCUGACCAAAGUUACAGACUUACAGUACACUCCAUUUCAUAUUUUCAUCUGAAUCUGCAAUUCCAUUAUGUUUCUUUCUUUUCUUUCUCGUUUGAUUUCUUAUGUGAUAGCUCUUUUCAGGGCACGUUUUCAAUCUAAAACUCAGAAGCAAGAAGUGUCUUUGAAACUUCUUGUAAACACAGAGACUAACAAAGUUUUAUUUGCUGAAGCAGAUAAAGAUUUUGUUGAUAUUCUCUGUAGCUUCUUAACAUUGCCAUUAGGAACCAUUGCUAGACUUCUUCAAAAAGAGUCCAAUAUCGGACCCAUUGCAAUUGGUUGUUUGAGUUCUCUGAAUCAAAGUGUGGAAAAUCUUGGUUUGUUGACAAAUUAUAAUUCAUCAGAAGUUUUUUGCCGUAAUCUCAUAAUUAACAUUGAUGACACUCAGCCUACAAAGUACUUCGUAUGUUCCAAGUUUCAUGAAUUAGUUAAUUAUGGUCUUGGUGACGGAUGCUCUUAUUUGAGCAUAGAUUCUAACAAAAAUUAUUGUAUGUUAAGGCAUCCUAUGUCCCAUUCAGUUUCUUUCUGUGAUAUGCUGCCACUGUUUCGUUUGGGAUUUGUGAAGUAUAAGACAAGUUUUAUUAUUAGUGAUGAUUUAAUAAUCUUACCGCACUCCAUGAACCACACAAUCUAUGAUCUGAGCAAGAACUGUGGAAUACAAAGCACAAGUUCUAUUAAAGAAAUGACUGUGAAUGUCACUAAGGAAAAGGUAUUGGAUCUGUUAAAGCGUUCAAUAUUUUCGAAGACCCCUCUGACUGAUAUUUUUUUGGGAAUGAAGCCUAUUAUCGAGAGAUCAAUGGUUUUCUCUUUUGAUGAUGUUAAACACAUUUUUUGUGGUGAUAUUAAUAUCACCGUGAAGCUGGUUGUAAGAAAAUCAGAUGAGAAUAUAUUGUAUGCUCAAGGGGGACAAGAUUUGGCGGAACUAAUUAUACGAUUUCUAACAUUUCCAUUGGGCGGAGUUUUACGCAAUUUAGAAGGCAUUUCUGUUGGCAGUAUAGUAUUGAUGGAUUGUGCAAGAGCAUAGCUGAUUUAAAUGAAGACAAGUAUUUCAUAGGCAAAGAAGCAAAGAACAGGCUUCUCCGGCUAAGUGUUUUGCAUUAUUAUUAUCUUCACUCUGAUAAUCUUCUUUUCAACAAAGGGUUAGUUUUGCAAGAGGAAGAUUUGAGUGCUGGGAGAAAUUUUAAAAAAAUGAAACUGGUUAAUACCAUUACCACACCGCCGUCUACGGAAAAUCCUUUUGAUUAUAAAAAGAGUCCAGAAAUGUAUGUUGUUACGGAUGAUCUGAUCGUAGAACCGUUGUUGUCUCCAAUUUCAUCCGUAUAUUUACUUCAGCGUUUCAAAAUUCCUCUUAAUGAUUUAGAGGAAAAAGUGGUCACCACUAGUACAGAAAACACUUUUUACAUCUGGCCAAAACCCCAUUUUACAUCCGACCCCGGUAAGUUUACGCUUUUUACAUCUGACAUUCGCCAGAUGUAAAAGUGUCCCCUUUUACCUCUGUUCUCGUGUUUCAGCUGACCAAUUUUUUUUUAAAUUAAAUUGGACCUUUUACAUCUGACCAAGUCACCAGAUGUGAAAUAGUAACUUUAUUUAAUUUUUUUUUUUU